Messenger RNA from Saprolegnia diclina VS20, 549 nucleotides. RefSeq lists its product as hypothetical. The record is from RefSeq and is a predicted model, not a curated record. Lineage: Eukaryota; Oomycota; Saprolegniomycetes; Saprolegniales; Saprolegniaceae. Bases 45 to 410 code for a protein of 121 amino acids. The transcript is spliced from 2 exons.
CGACCAACGAAGGCGCCAAACUACAAUCACUGGUGCCCACCACGAUGCUACCGCUCUGCCGUCGCGUGCUGGUCCGCGCUUGCUCGACGCUGCCACCGGCGCCCGAGGUCAUUGCGCCCAAGAACUAUGGCGACUUCAACACGCUCGCUGCGGAGGUACGCGCGAUCGCCAAGGCGCAGGCCAAGAAGCGCCUAGAGAUGCCCGACACGCAGCUACUCAAGAGCCUCGAGCGCAACGACCUCAUCCACGCCAUUCGCAAGAAGCACGGCGGCUUCGUUGCGGUUGCCCAAAAGCUGAGUUUGCCUAUUGUGACCAACACCACGAGCACCGAGGUCCAUAAAAAGCUGGCGGUGCGUCAAAAGCGACGACGCGCGCGGCUCGUCGACCUCAAGAAACACAACGUAUUUUAAGAAAUCAGGGCCAACUAACCGCCUUUGUCUUCUUCAAGCAACCUGCGACGGGUCCCUGCGCUCUCGACGGUCUUGUGGCCGUUUGUUUGCACUGGCAUAACGCUACCAACGCACAUGACCUCGUCGACAAACUAGCGAC